ACCACACUCACUUGUUCUGGGAGGAGCCUCAGCCAGCCCUUUGCUGGCUAGUAAACUCAUGCCCAUGAAGGUUCUGCUUCAUCUUGUACCUUGGACGCUCCAGGAGAACCAGAUUUUUUCACAGUGGUGUCAUGAACAAGGACUUUGUCUUCCAUGGCGGUAGGGCAGGGACCAUGGAGUGUGAAUAACAGCCUCAGCCUUCUAUGUUUUUCACUGAACUGGAAUAUUAAAGAGCCUAGCCCACAUGGCAUGGGCGCUAGGUGGGCCCUAAACAACUCACCAGCUCUGGGCUUGGCUGUAGCCAGCAAAAGCAUUGAGACCUAAAGUCUCUUUCUUCCCCUGCCACUCACCACACCCCAGGAGAAUCCGAUAGUGUUUUCUGAAACCAAACGGGGCAUCUUUGCUAAUUUCCUCUUCCCCUGGCAGGGGUCAAGGAGGAAUACACCUCCCAGGGAAAAGCAGAGUAUACCAUGAGCAGCUUUGUGCGCAGAAGGGCAACCACGCCCCUCCACCCAGGGCCCGCCUUGGAGCGGUUGUCGCCUGCCGGGAGUGAGGGGAGGCAUCCUGGUAUGUGCCUCUCCCUUCUUCCCUUGCAGCUAAAACCUCGCCAGCUAGGAGGAUAGGCGGGGAAGGCUGCAAAAGGUGGGUGGGAGCCUCCGGUCCAAGGUUGGAAGGCGAGAAGAUGGCUAGACUAGAAUUUAAGUGACUAGGCAGACAAGAGUAGGUGGGGUAACUGUAACCCCAGCACUGGCCGGAGGUCCUGGAGUCCUCGCCUCUGGGUUGGGGGCUGAACCUGCUGAGCCGGGCCACCCCCUCUCCUACACCCACUUCCAGCACCGGGAGCCCGACCUAUCCGCUCUUGUCUCCGCCUCCUUUGCUACACUCGCAGCUCGUCCCAGCCUGCACCGGCCCAGUACUCGGCUGCCGGUUGGAUCGCACUACCUUCCCUGCCCGGCUCUGGAGGGCGGCCCGCAAGCCAUGGAGGUGCUGGUCCUGGCCGGAUACCGCGCGCAGAAGGAGGGCGAGCUGAGUUUGGCGCCCGGGGACGUGGAGAUCCCGGAGACACUGCGUGGCGCGGGGGAGGCCCCGGAACCACGCUGUGCGCGCCGCCGAGGUCGCCUCGCCAAAUCUCGGGGUCCCCAAAGAUGGUGCAAAGUGAACUUCAACUAUAACCCAGAGCAGGCGGACGAGCUGAAGUUACAAGCUGGGGAUAUUGUGGAAGUGAUAAAGGAGAUUGAGGACGGCUGGUGGCUGGGGAAGAAGAACGGGCAGCUGGGAGCCUUCCCGUCCAACUUUGUGGAGUUGCUGGACAGUGGGCCCCCAAGCCUUGGUAACUCAGACAUGCCAUCAGUCAGCCCUGAGCCCCAGCGGCCUCCCAAGCUGAGCAGCCUGACCUAUGACAGCCCUCCAGACUACCUGCGGACAGUCUCCUGCCCGGAGACCUAUAGGGUCCUGUUUGACUACCACCCUGAGGCCCCAGAUGAGUUGGCACUGCGAAGGGGGGACGUGGUGAAAGUACUGAGGAAGACCACAGAGGAUAUGGGCUGGUGGGAAGGAGAGUCUCAAGGCAGAAGAGGAGUUUUCCCAGACAACUUUGUGCUCCCACCACCCCCAAUCAAGAAGCUGGCCCCACGAAAAGUAGUAUCCCAAGAAUCAGCUCCUAUUAAGGAACCAAAAAAGAUGAUGACCAAAACAGCCCUCCCUACAGUCAAGAAGCUGAUGACAGCCCCUACUGGGCACAGCAAAGCCAAGCCAUCUCGGAGUCCUGGUGGAGACGGUCAGAAGCGCCCUUCCCGAGACCCUGGCUCCAAUGGCAGCCUCCUCAGCGGGGGUCCAGGCCACCCUGGCAGAAAGCGAUCCAGAACCCAGGCUUCCCGGCAACGCUCUGCAACCAGUCAGGAGGAGCGGAGCAGCCGAGCAAAAGCCUCUGUGAAUAAAACCCCUACUCUGGGCAAGACCCCUAACCCACGGAAGAUUUCUUCUCCGGAAAAGGCCCCCAGCCCAGAGGAAAUCCUGACUUCAGAUAAGACCCCCACCCCAGAAGAGACCCCAACUUUGGAGGACAAAGCCCGCAGCCCAGACAGGGUGGUUUUAGUGGAUCAGGUCCCUGCCCCAGGUGAACCACGUGAAGAUGAAGUCCCUGGCCCAAAGGUGGCCCCUUCUGGGGACAAGGCCUCCACCCCACAAAAGGCCUUGACCCAGAAGCAGAUGCUCUCUGAAGAGGCCUCCACUGGGGACGACACUCAGCUCCAUCCUUUUUUUCUGGAGGCAGCCCUGCCCAAGGGCAAGUCUCUUCUGGUUAAUAAGGCUCAAUCCCGAAAGCAGGUCCACAUACCAGAGGAACCCCACCUCAGCAAGAGGAGACACACCCUGGAUAAGAGGGACAGCUCCGCACUCCAGUCUGAGGCUAAGCCAGGGUUCAGGCCUGCCCUUGAGAGGGCGCAUCCCCCAAAUGAGGCCCCCACCCUACUGGAGGAGGCACUUGCAAAGGAUGAGAGUACCCCCAAAGAGGAGGUACCCCUCAAAGAAGUAGCCCCUGCUGAAAAGAAUCUACAUCUUAUCACGCCGACUCCAGACCCUCAAGAAACUCCCGCCCUCCAUUCACUGGUCCCGCAAAGUCCUACGGACAGCAGAAGUGACCGAGAUGACAUAAUGAGGCUGCAGGACCAGGUGGAGUCUUUAAGGAGGGCGCUGGAACUGAUGGGAGCGCAGCUGGAAAGGAAGUUGACCGAUAUCUGGGAGGAGCUGAAGAGCGAGAGGGAGAAGCGCCUGUUGCUGGAGGUUCAAAUGAAGCGGAGGACCCUGGAGUCCUGGAGUCGGGACUCCAGCCACGCGCAGACGCAGACGCAGACGCAGUGAGGGAGGGCCGGGGAGGGACUAUGGCGGGGCCUGGAGGGGAGUCUGGCUCUGGCCACCCUUGUCCUUGCGCACGGGACUUUCAGAAACCCAAGAAAGUAAACUGCGGUGUAAGCACGCAGCGCCUGCCUGGUCCGUGCGGGGGCGGGGCCUGUGCAGCAGGGGCGGGGCUGGGCUGGCGCCCCCGGCGCUCCGCAUUCCUGGCGGUCUCUCCCGGGCACAUCUGGCCAACAUGUGGCUCCCAUUACAGUUCCCAAGGCUUGCGUGCGCGGCUAUUUUUACCCACCGGAUGGCGGGGGUGGGGGUGGGGGCGUCUCCUUCCGACGCCAGACUGCAGGAGGGGCCCAGGCGGACCGGGCUCUGCCUUCCGCCUGGAUUCCGGAAUCCAGCUGUGCGCCAGAGGGGCCAGGGGGCCCCGCUUUAGCGUCCGAGCCCAGACCCUUCCCAGGUGGCCACACUGUCCUCUCGGGAAGACUCACAGGAACGCACCUCGGACCAGACACCAAUUCCACAGCCCAGCUCAGGCACACAUGGUUGCCCUGGGGCUAAUAGCGCCUUAGCGACAAGGUCAGGGUUCUGAGGACGCGUGUGUGUGUGAGAAUGCAGUGAUGCGUGAACCCAGGGCAUUGGUAGGGACAGGGUGACAUGUGCCCAGGUGUUUGCCAGUAAGGAAUGCAUUUGUGGGUAAGGAAUGCGAGUGAUACUUCUGUAUGAGACUGGUGAGGUGGUAGAGUGUGUUUUUGCCAUC
Messenger RNA from Pteropus alecto (black flying fox), 3604 nucleotides. It is a transcript of the gene MNMIP1, whose product is annotated as SH3 domain containing 21. Gene Ontology annotation, molecular function: protein binding. Lineage: Eukaryota; Metazoa; Chordata; Mammalia; Chiroptera; Pteropodidae. Bases 979 to 2859 code for a protein of 626 amino acids. The record is from RefSeq and is a predicted model, not a curated record. The transcript has 16 exons.